This is a messenger RNA of Mobula hypostoma (lesser devil ray), 2795 nucleotides long. Its product is annotated as short transient receptor potential channel 6-like. Lineage: Eukaryota; Metazoa; Chordata; Chondrichthyes; Myliobatiformes; Myliobatidae. Gene Ontology annotation, cellular component: cation channel complex; plasma membrane. The transcript is spliced from 12 exons. Gene Ontology annotation, molecular function: inositol 1,4,5 trisphosphate binding; store-operated calcium channel activity; protein binding. Bases 2 to 2650 code for a protein of 882 amino acids. The record is from RefSeq and is a predicted model, not a curated record. Gene Ontology annotation, biological process: single fertilization; regulation of cytosolic calcium ion concentration; calcium ion transmembrane transport.
GAUGGACGAGAGGACGUCGUGGUUCGCUGCGAAUAAUUCAGCGACCUUUGCAAACCCAACGUCUGGCAGGGGAGAUUACCUUCAAACGAAAAGAAAUCCUCGUCGGGGAUACUACACGCAGUAUGGACACAGUUCCUCCCAUUUCAUUGCGGAGUGGCCACAGCACCAGACGUUGCAGAAAGGACGAAGGCAGGCUUUACGCGGGCCUGCCUACAUGUUUAAUGACAGGUCCACAAGCCUAACGCCUGAAGAAGAGAGGUUUCUAGAUGCAGCUGAAUAUGGCAAUGUCCCUGUGGUCAGAAGGAUGCUGGAGGAAUCCGAGACGCUCAACGUAAAUUGUGUUGAUUACAUGGGCCAGAAUGCAUUGCAGUUGGCUGUAGCAAAUGAACAUUUGGAGAUCAUAGAACUCUUGUUGAAAGUUGACAAUCUCUCUCGUGUUGGGGAUGGUUUACUAUUGGCCAUCAGUAAGGGAUAUGUGCGAAUAGUUGAGGCCAUCUUGAAUCAUAAGUUAUUUGCCACUAAGCAUGCACUGACUUUGACCCCAGAGCAAUAUCAACCAGAAUUCAAUGAUUUUUAUGCCUAUGAUGAAGAUGGUACCAGGUUUUCCCAUGAUGUCACUCCUAUUAUCCUGGCAGCGCACUGCCAAGAUUAUGAAAUUGUUCACAUCUUACUGAGGAGGGGAGCCCGUAUUAACAGGCCACAUGAUUAUUUUUGCAAAUGCCAAGUGUGUACUGAGAAUCAACUGAAGGACUCCUUCAGCCAUUCAAGAUCUCGAAUAAAUGCCUACAGAGGCUUAGCAAGUCCUGCCUACUUGUCCCUCUCCAGUGAGGAUCCUGUGCUUACAGCUCUGGAGCUCAGUAAUGAGCUCAGUGUAUUGGCCAAUAUUGAGAAGGAAUUUAAGAAUGAUUACAAAAAAUUAUCAAUUCAAUGCAAAGAUUUUGUUGUUGGACUUCUAGACUUGUGCCGGAUUACUGAAGAAGUAGAAGCCAUUUUGAAUGGGGCUGUGGAGACAAAUCCCAACAGUAAGGGUGAAUUUCGACCUAGCCUUAGUCGGCUAAAAUUAGCUAUUAAGUUUGAAGUCAAAAAGUUUGUAGCUCAUCCAAACUGUCAACAACAGCUUCUCUCUAUCUGGUAUGAAAAUCUCUCUGGAUUACGUCAACAGCCAAUAGCAACCAAGUUUCUGGUUGUGUUAGCUGUAGUAUUGGGGCUGCCAUUCCUAGCCUUGUGCUAUUGGAUUGCACCUUGCAGCAAGCUGGGGAAGAUCUUGCGAGCGCCUUUUAUGAAAUUUGUGGCCCAUGGAGUUUCCUUCACGAUUUUUCUUGGCCUGCUGAUCAUGAAUGCAGCCGACAGGUUUGAGGGCACCAAACUCCUGCCGAAUGAGUCAACGACAGAUCACCCUAGGCAGCUCUUCAGGAUGAAAACAACUGGUUUCAAGCCGACGGAACUUCUAAUUAUUUGCUGGGUAAUAGGGAUGAUCUGGUCGGAAUGUAAAACAAUGUGGUCCCAAGGCCCAGGAGAAUAUUGGCUGGAACUAUGGAAUUUAUUAGACUUUGGAAUGUUAGCCAUCUUUGCAGCAUCCUUCAUUGCACGAUUUAUGGCAUUUUGGCAUGCUUCCAAGGCACAGAGUUUUGUGGAUGAAAAAAUUAAAAUGGAUUUAGUUAAUGUGACUCUUCCAACAGAAAUCCAGUACUACACUCUUGCUCGAAUGAAGUGGCUUCCGUCUGAUCCUCAACUUAUCUCGGAAGGUUUGUAUGCAAUAGCUGUUGUGAUGAGCUUCUCCAGAAUUGCAUACAUCCUUCCAGCUAAUGAAAGCUUUGGACCUUUACAAAUAUCACUUGGACGAACUGUGAAAGACAUUUUCAAAUUCAUGGUCAUAUUCAUCAUGGUUUUUGUGGCCUUCAUGAUUGGAAUGUUUAAUCUUUACUCACACUACCUUGGAGCAAAAAAAAACAAUGCAUUUACCACUGUUGAAGAAAGCUUUAAAACUCUAUUUUGGGCUAUUUUUGGAUUAUCAGAAGUCAAGUCAGUGGUCAUCAAUUAUGAUCACAAAUUUAUUGAGAACAUUGGCUAUGUUUUGUAUGGUGUUUACCACGUGACAAUGGUCAUUGUGCUUCUAAAUAUGCUGAUUGCGAUGAUUAACAAUUCAUUUCAGGAAAUUGAGAAUGAUGCUGAUGUGGAAUGGAAGUUUGCCAGAGCCAAACUAUGGAUUUCCUAUUUUGAAGAAGGACGGACACUUGCAGUGCCUUUUAACUUGGUGCCAAGUCCAAAGGCCUUCUUUUAUCUUCUAUUGAGAAUUAAGAAGUUUCUACCGAAUCUUUGGAGAUGUAGCAGAGGACAGUGCCAAGAAAAUGCAGAGACGGCAAAGCUCAAACACUGCAAACAGUCAAGUAUUCAAAGUUCUGAAACUAACAGUUUACAUAAUGUCAGAAAUCCACCAACACGGUACCAGAAAAUAAUGAAGCGUCUCAUAAAGAGAUACAUACUGAAAGCUCAAAUGGAUAGGGAGAAAGAUGAUGUCAAUGAAGGUGAACUCAAGGAAAUCAAACAAGAUAUUUCAAGCCUCAGAUAUGAACUGCUUGAGGAAAAGUCACAAAACACAGAUGAUCUUGCUGAUCUUAUCAAGCAGUUUGGAGAAAAAUUGGGAGCCUAAUCAAUUGACAAAGAAAACAGUUAUCUAGUAACGUUGCAUCUUGAACAACUCUGCACCAAAUCACCAACUACAAUGAUAGAUUUUGCAUAUUAAUUAUAAUAGUGCCAAAUAUAAUUUAGAUUUAAACAUAUCAAUGCAUAGUCAA